Messenger RNA from Cladophialophora immunda, 1699 nucleotides. RefSeq lists its product as uncharacterized. Bases 257 to 1342 code for a protein of 361 amino acids. The transcript has 3 exons. Lineage: Eukaryota; Fungi; Ascomycota; Eurotiomycetes; Chaetothyriales; Herpotrichiellaceae. The record is from RefSeq and is a predicted model, not a curated record.
UGAUUAAGAUGCACUUUUGGAUCCAAUCCGUAUAUGUUUUUGGUUGUUGUCAUUGUUUGCUGGCUCUGCCAUUGCUCAUUCCUACUCUCUCGGCCACUUCGAAAUCCCUUUCUUGCAUCCCGUAACCUAGACUCGAGACCUUGCCUUUACCUACUCUCUACCUCUCGAAUUCAACCUCUGUCUGGUUUGGUCUGAAUCGCUCGUUGUAAAGAACACCUCGACUUUCCCACAACAGUCGCUCACCCUCCUUUUCAUCAUGUCGACCGAAACCCAACAGGCAAAUCCGCAAAUGGACUUGGAUCCCAAAUAUGACGACUAUGACUUCCCCACCACUGCUCCUGAGAACCAGUCGGGUCAUCCUGGCCAUACCACAAAGGAACAAGAUGCUCAAGUGCACCAGCUGAGGGCUAUGCUGGAAAGAGAAGGCUACACGGAGCGGCUAGACACUCUGACUCUGUUACGCUUUCUUAGAGCCCGCAAAUUCAACGUUGAGCAUAGCAAGGCAAUGUUCGUCAAGAACGAGCAAUGGCGAAAGGAGUUUGGCACUGAUGAUCUGGUCCGCACUUUUGACUACAAAGAACGAGCUCAGAUGUUCCAGUAUUAUCCACAGUACUAUCACAAGACCGACAAGGAUGGGCGCCCGGUAUAUAUCGAACAAUAUGGCAAAAUCGACCUGAAUGCCAUGUACAAGAUCUCUACUGCAGAACGAAUGGUGCAGAAUCUGGUGGUGGAGUACGAAAAGGUGGCCGAUCCACGAUUGCCCGCUUGCUCGCGCAAGGCAGGAAAACUCCUCGAGACUUGCUGCACUAUCAUGGACAUGAAAGGCGUCGGCGUCGGACGAAUUCCAUCCGUCUACGGCUACCUCAAGUCUGUCAGCGCCAUCUCCCAAGACUACUACCCAGAGCGGCUGGGCAAGCUCUACAUCAUCAAUGCACCUUGGGGUUUUGCGAGCGUCUUCAGCUUCGUCAAAUCGUUCCUCGACCCAAUCACGGUCGCCAAGAUUCAUGUUCUUGGCUCGAACUACCAAAAGGAACUGUUGCAACAGGUCCCUGCAGAAAAUCUCCCCAAGGAAUUUGGCGGCGAAUGCGAGUGCGAAGGUGGUUGUCAAUUCAGUGACGACGGUCCCUGGAAGGACCCCCAGUAUGCAAAAACGCCAAAGUGGGCCAGAGAAGAUCCGGUCACUGGCAAGGACGCGGCAAACACCGUCCAGCCUGCCCCAACUGAUGGCGCUCAAGAUCCAGCGACGACAGAAGCGCCUGCUCCCGCUACAGCACCCGCCCAGGCUGAGAAUGCGCCGGCCGAGGGACCAAAGAUGCCCAUUGAAGAGGCAGCAGGGUCGUAGAUAUUUUCAUCUCGGACCUUUUCGACAGAGCGCUAAGAAGGAAGUUCCAUGGGACGCCUACAGAUGUUGAAGAAGGCAGAAGAAACGGAAGAACAGGGCGCCAGGACCUGAGUUCAGAGCCGCUCCUGCACUUGCUUGUUGUACAUUUUGAUGAUACAUUGGCUUUCGGCGGAGAUCUUCUGAUAUUUGCCUCCGAAUACUGCUCGCUUCUUCUCAAGCGGGCUUUCUCUAUCCUUCUUGUCCGACUCUUCACGGCACAUCUGGGUUCGUUGCCUAUCCUAGACAGGCGAUCGACACGAUAUUGAUAGAUCAAUAUGGAUCCCGGCAAGCACCGGCACUGACAUCUUUGGUCAACUC